AUGUCUUUGACCUCCAAUCCCAACAUGACACCUUCUGAGAUCCUUCAACUCAACUUGAAUGAUUCCGCUCUCGAUUUAUUAAAUGCUGCUAUCGCUAGCCAUCAAGUCAAAGUAGAUAAUAGCAGCACCAGCAAUGAUAAGAGCAGUAAGAAAUCAGAUACAUCUAGCAAGAAGAGUGCAAGUAAAGACGAUAAAGAAGCAUCUUCAUCCCCCGAGAGUAGCUCAGUUCAUGUUCACAUAAAGAGAGAGCUUGAUAAAGACGAGGAAACAUCAUCUAUAGCACCUAAACGUGCGGGCCGAAAACCACUUGAUAAAACUCAAAUAUCCGAUGCCCCACUUGAUCCUAAACAAAAGAGAAAAGCACAAAACAGAGCUGCUCAGCGUGCAUUCAGAGAUCGUAAAGAAAAGCACGUAGCAGAAUUACAAGCUCGUAUCGCAGAACUGGAAGCAUUGAAUGCCACCAAAGAUGAAGACCUCGUUAAAGAAAACGAACAACUUAAGGAGAUGUUACAGAAGCUUCAGGAGGAGAACUAUGCUCUUAAGGGAGCUCAAUUCACAUUUGAGUUUCCUGUCAAUGACUCUACUCAAGCCAAUGCCUUUGCUCAUAUCAACAACAACAACAACAACAACAACAACAGCAGCAGCAGCAGCGGCACGGCCACUGCAAUCACUGACAUGAAUCACAGAUCUUCAUCUGAUAAAAGUAGCAUGUACCAAACUACGACUAGCGGCAGUAGUAUGAGUAGCAACAAUAGCUACAGCGGUGAAGAUGUAGGCUCAUCUGCCGAGCAAUCGCCUUUAUCAAAUUCCCACACACAUGAGGAUGACUCUACCAGUGCAGACACCCCCAUCAACUCUGUAUUUUCAGCUGAACCUAUGCAAUUUGGUUUAAUACAUCAACAGCAACAGCCAUUGCUACAGGCACAACAACCGCCAAUGAACAAUAGCCUGGAUUUCUUUGCUGUUUCUGAUAACUCUGGUUUCAACACUCAGCAAACAAAUAGCUUUCCUACUGGAGAUCUCUUCCAUGGUAAAGAUGAUUUAUUUGCAAACUACCGUGUGCCUACAACAAACAAUGCGAACGACGAUUUCUUGUUUGCAAAUGAAGAUUUAUCAGGCUUGUUCGGUGGUACUGACGACCUCUUUGGUUUUGGUAAUAGCAACCAAUUGAACAUGGCUGCUCAAUUUGGAUUGCCUGAAACACCAGCAAGUCGACGCCUCAAUCUCACAGCCGAUAAGAAGGAGAUGCUUUUGAGCAAAUUAAAGCAAGGUCAACAAGAAGGCAAAUACAUUUACCAAGUGCAUCAAGAUAUUAAGCAACAAUGUCCUGAUUUCAACUUGGACUUGCUCUGUGACGAACUGAAAAAGAAGGCUUCAUGUAGCAUGAGCACCUAUCCAUUGACUGAUCACGAUGUGGAUGCUUUUGUAAAGUGUUUGGACCGUGUCUAA
Mucor velutinosus is the source of this 1449-nucleotide messenger RNA. RefSeq lists its product as uncharacterized. Gene Ontology annotation, cellular component: RNA polymerase II transcription regulator complex. NCBI's taxonomy places the organism in Eukaryota, Fungi, Mucoromycota, Mucoromycetes, Mucorales, Mucoraceae. The coding region runs from base 1 to 1449 and encodes 482 amino acids. Gene Ontology annotation, biological process: regulation of DNA-templated transcription. The record is from RefSeq and is a predicted model, not a curated record. Gene Ontology annotation, molecular function: transcription cis-regulatory region binding; DNA-binding transcription activator activity, RNA polymerase II-specific. The transcript has 4 exons.